AUGGCCGCCAAUGUGGGAUCGAUGUUUCAAUAUUGGAAGCGAUUUGAUCUACGGCGACUCCAGAAGGAGCUUAAUUCCGUCGCUUCUGAGCUGUCUGCACGGCAGGAGGAGAGUGAACAUUCUCAUAAACAUUUAAUUGAACUCCGCCGGGAAUUUAAGAAAAAUGUACCUGAGGAAAUCAGAGAGAUGGUCGCUCCUGUAUUAAAAAGCUUCCAAGCUGAGGUGGUAGCCCUUAGUAAAAGAAGUCAGGAAGCUGAAGCUGCUUUCUUGAGUGUUUACAAGCAAUUAAUUGAAGCACCAGACCCCGUGCCUGUAUUUGAGGCAACGCGCAGCCUAGACGACAGACUGCAGCCCCCCAGCUUCGACCCCAGUGGGCAGCCGCGGCGAGACCUCCACACGUCGUGGAAGAGGCACCCUGAGUUCCUCAGCCCAAAAGAGCAGAGAGAGGGGACGUCUCCAGCCGGGCCCACGCUGACCGAGGGUGGCCGCCUCCCAGGCAUUCCCAGCAAAGCCCUCCUGACAGAAACUUUGCUGCAGAGAAAUGAGGCGGAGAAGCAAAAGGGCCUGCAAGAAGUACAGAUCACUUUGGCAGCCAGACUGGGGGAGGCAGAGGAAAAGAUCAAGGUCCUACAUUCAGCGUUAAAGGCCACUCAGACAGAGCUGCUGGAGCUGCGGCGGAAAUACGAUGAGGAGGCAGCAUCCAAGGCAGAUGAAGUCGGCCUGAUCAUGACCAACCUGGAGAAAGCUAAUCAGAGAGCUGAGGCUGCCCAGCGGGAGGUGGAAAGUCUUCGGGAACAACUUGCCUCUGUCAACAGCUCCAUCCGCCUGGCCUGCUGCUCCCCGCAGGGCCCCAGCGGGGACAAGGUGAACUUCGCGCUGUGCUCGGGCCCGCGGCUUGAGGCGGCCCUAGCCUCCAAGGACCGGGAGAUCCUGCGGCUGCUGAAGGACGUGCAGCACCUCCAGAACUCGCUGCAGGAGCUGGAGGAGGCCUCUGCCAACCAAAUUGCCGACCUAGAGCGGCAGCUCUCGGCCAAGUCCGAGGCCAUCGAGAAGCUGGAAGAGAAGCUCCAGGCACAGUCUGACUACGAAGAAAUUAAAACAGAGCUGAGCAUCCUGAAAGCCAUGAAGCUGGCCUCCAGCACCUGCAGCCUCCCCCAGAGCCUGGCCAAGCCCGAGGACUCGCUGCUCAUAGCAAAGGAGGCCUUCUUCCCCGCACAGAAAUUUCUGCUGGAAAAGCCCGGCCUCUUGGCAAGCCCUGAGGAAGACCCCUCGGAGGAAGAUUCCAUCAAGGACUCUCUGGGCACGGAGCAGUCCUACCCAUCUCCUUCGCAGCUCCCACCCCCUCCAGGGCCGGAAGACCCCCUGUCCCCAGGCCCUGGGCAGCCCCUGCUGGGCCCUAGCCUGGGCCCCGAUAGCUCUCGGACUUUCUCGCUGUCCCCCUUCCCCAGUCUGACUUCGGGGGAGAGACUGUCAGGGGACGUGCUGCUGUCUAAGCACAUGGUGCCCCCGGCCGCCUUCAAGGGAGAGGCAGGCAGCCUGCUGGUGUUUCCCCCGGCCUUCUAUAGCGCCAAGCCCCCCACUGCCCCUGCCACCCCAGCCCCUGGCCCUGAGCCACCCGGGGGUCUCGAGCCGGCUGACGGUGGCGGGGGCAGCAUGGCUGGGGUGGGGGCCGGAGCAGAGGAGGAGCAGCUGGACACGGCCGAGAUCGCGUUCCAGGUGAAGGAACAGCUGCUCAAACACAACAUCGGGCAGCGGGUGUUCGGCCACUACGUGCUGGGGCUGUCGCAGGGCUCGGUCAGCGAGAUCCUGGCCCGGCCCAAGCCCUGGCGCAAGCUCACAGUGAAGGGCAAGGAGCCUUUCAUCAAGAUGAAGCAGUUCCUGUCGGAUGAGCAGAACGUGCUGGCCCUGAGGACCAUUCAGGUGCGGCAGCGAGGCAGCAUCACCCCAAGAAUCCGCACGCCAGAGACGGGCUCAGACGAUGCCAUCAAGAGCAUCCUGGAGCAGGCCAAGAAGGAGAUCGAGUCACAGAAGGGGGGUGAACCCAAGAACGCGACAGCCCCACUGAGCAUCACCAAUGGCACAGCCUCUGCCAGCACCUCAGAAGAUGCCAUCAAGAACAUUCUGGAGCAGGCCCGCCGGGAGAUGCAAGCACAGCAGCAGGCCCUGCUGGAGAUGGAGGCAGGCCCCCGGGGCCGCUCGGUGCCUCCCUCGCCCCCAGAGCGGCCCUCGCUGGCGGCCGUCAGCCAGAACGGGGCCCCGACCUACGUCAAGCAGGAGGACGGCAGUGGCGGCAGUGGCGGCGGGGGGACCAGCAGCAGUGCCACACAGACGUCCCUCACCGUCCUGUCCCCCGCUGCCUUCGUGCAGAGCAUCAUCCGGAAGGUCAAGUCAGAGAUCGGCGACGCCGGCUACUUCGAUCAGCACUGGGCCUCAGACCGCGGCCUGCUCAGCCACCCCUACACCUCGGUCUCGCCCUCGCUCUCCUCCUCCUCCUCCAGCUACUCCGGCCAGCCCAACGGAAGGGCCUGGCCCCGGGGUGAGGAGGCCCCCACGGCCCCUGAGGACGACGCAGCAGGGGGUGAGGACGAGCCCCCUAGACUGGGCGAGCUGAAAGCUGAGGCGGGCGUCCCCGAGUCGGGCAGCAGCGGGAGGCUGGCCUACUACCCGGCAUACGUGCCCCGCACGCUGAAGCCCACCGUGCCACCCCUGACCCCGGAGCAGUACGAGCUCUACAUGUACCGUGAGGUGGACACACUGGAGCUGACGCGCCAGGUCAAGGAGAAGCUGGCCAAGAACGGGAUCUGCCAGCGUAUCUUUGGGGAGAAGGUGCUGGGCCUGUCACAGGGCAGCGUGAGCGACAUGCUGUCCCGGCCGAAGCCCUGGAGCAAGCUGACGCAGAAGGGGCGGGAGCCCUUCAUCCGCAUGCAGCUGUGGCUCUCAGACCAGCUCGGCCAGGCCGUGGGCCAGCAGCCUAGCGCCUCCCAGGCCAGUCCCACCGAACCGAGGUCCUCACCGUCCCCACCCCCUAGCCCCACGGAGCCCGAGAAGAGCUCCCAGGAGCCCUUGAGCCUGGCACUGGAGAGCAGCAAGGAGAACCAGCAGCCAGAGGGACGCUCCAGCUCCUCGCUGAGCGGGAAGGUGUACUCGGGCAGCCAGGCCGUUGGGGGCAUCCAGGAGAUUGUGGCCAUGUCCCCUGAGCUGGACACGUACUCCAUCACCAAGAGGGUCAAAGAGGUUCUCACCGACAAUAACCUAGGGCAGCGGCUGUUCGGGGAGAGCAUCCUGGGCCUGACGCAGGGCUCGGUGUCUGACCUGCUGUCCCGGCCCAAACCCUGGCACAAGCUCAGCCUGAAGGGCCGGGAGCCCUUUGUGCGCAUGCAGCUGUGGCUCAGCGACCCCCACAACGUGGAGAAGCUGAGGGACAUGAAGAAGCUGGAGAAGAAAGCCUACCUGAAGCGCAGGUAUGGCCUCAUCAGCACCGGCUCCGACAGUGAGUCCCCAGCCACCCGCUCCGAGUGCCCCAGCCCCUGCCUGCAGCCUCAGGACCUGAGCCUCCUGCAAAUCAAGAAGCCCCGCGUGGUGCUGGCGCCGGAGGAGAAGGAGGCCCUGCGGAAGGCCUACCAGCUGGAGCCCUACCCCUCCCAGCAGACCAUUGAGCUCCUGUCCUUCCAGCUCAACCUCAAGACCAACACCGUCAUCAACUGGUUCCACAACUACAGGUCCCGGAUGCGCCGGGAGAUGUUGGUGGAGGGGACCCAAGAUGAACCAGACCUUGACCCCAGUGGGGGUCCUGGCAUCCUACCACCAGGCCACUCCCACUCAGACCCCACCCCGCAGAGCCCCGACUCUGAGGCGGAGGACCAGAAGCCUCCUGUGACCGAACUGGAGCUGCAGGAGGGCCCCGAGGAGAGCGUCACACCCCCGACUGCCCCGGACCAGGCCCAGGUGAGGAUUAAGCAGGAACAGACUGAGGACAGCGCUGAGGAAGAGGCGGGCAGCCGGCCCCAGGACUCAGGGGAGCCCGACAAAGGCCACAGUUCUCCCAAAGAGGCGCACCCCGACCCUCCGGGUAACGAUGGACUCCCCACAGCGGCCCCAGGGCCCCUUCCUCCAGGCGGGACCACCCCAGACUGCCCCUCGCUACAGUCCCCACAGGAGAGCAGGGGCGGCGAGCGGCUGUGCCCGGACCCCCUAAGUUUUAAGUCGGCCUCCGAGUCCUCGCGCUGCAGCCUGGAGGUGUCCCUGAACUCUCCCUCGGCUGCCUCCUCACCGGGCCUCAUGAUGUCUGUGUCACCUGUCCCCUCCUCCUCAGCUCCCAUCUCCCCAUCCCCACCUGGCGCCCCCCCUGCCAAAGUGCCCAGUGCCAGCCCUACUGCCGACACAGCUGGGGCCUUGCACCCCAGCGCCAAGGUGAACCCCAACCUGCAGCGGCGGCACGAGAAGAUGGCCAACCUGAACAGCAUCAUCUACCGGCUCGAGAGGGCUGCCAAUCGGGAGGAGGCGCUGGAGUGGGAGUUCUGAGGGCGGGCAAGGGCACUCCCAGCCGCCACCCUCACCCUCUCGCCCGCCUUCCAGACAGCGCAGGGUCCGGGAGGGAGGCUCUCCGCCACCGAG
Pteronotus mesoamericanus is the source of this 4614-nucleotide messenger RNA. It is a transcript of the gene CUX2, whose product is annotated as cut like homeobox 2. The coding region runs from base 1 to 4521 and encodes 1506 amino acids. Gene Ontology annotation, cellular component: nucleus. Gene Ontology annotation, molecular function: RNA polymerase II transcription regulatory region sequence-specific DNA binding; DNA-binding transcription factor activity, RNA polymerase II-specific. The transcript is spliced from 22 exons. NCBI's taxonomy places the organism in Eukaryota, Metazoa, Chordata, Mammalia, Chiroptera, Mormoopidae. The record is from RefSeq and is a predicted model, not a curated record. Gene Ontology annotation, biological process: regulation of transcription by RNA polymerase II.